This is a messenger RNA of Alternaria triticimaculans, 1632 nucleotides long. RefSeq lists its product as uncharacterized. The coding region runs from base 1 to 1632 and encodes 543 amino acids. Gene Ontology annotation, biological process: GDP-fucose import into Golgi lumen; protein O-linked glycosylation via fucose. Gene Ontology annotation, molecular function: antiporter activity. The transcript is spliced from 3 exons. The record is from RefSeq and is a predicted model, not a curated record. NCBI's taxonomy places the organism in Eukaryota, Fungi, Ascomycota, Dothideomycetes, Pleosporales, Pleosporaceae. Gene Ontology annotation, cellular component: Golgi apparatus.
AUGAACUCGUCACGCGCAUUCACUCGGACGACCCAGAACACCUUCCGCAAGCCCCUCGACUUCCUCAGCAAUCUGUCGCGGGGGCCCGUACAGCUGCCAAAGGACAGAAAGAGAAAGGACAGCAACGUACACCGCCGGAACAACAGCGCGAGCUCAAUCGACGAUACCGAUCACUCCGACGUCGAGUUCUACGCGCAAAUGGAGACGUCACGGCGGAGUCAUUCGACGCAGAACUCGCUGUCGGAGCUGCAGCCCGCGGUGCCAUUGAUCGAUAUUGGCAGUCGCAGCACCAGUCCGUAUCCGCGCAAUCGAAGCGCCGCACAGAGCGAAGACGAAGACGACGAAUACGAACCAGCGAGCAGUAUACGGCCGUUGGUCAGUCAUGACGUAGGACGAGGAAGCCAUGCCUUUCGCAGCUUCUGGCAGCAAGGCGGGCCUGGGGCUUUCUUUUUCGGCACAUGGAGGGGCUGGCAGGCCUGGGUGGGAUUGCUGGUCUUCUGGGUCGGCGGGUGUAGUUUUGGGCUACUGCUGAUGAACCGCUUCAUCAUGCUGACGGGCGUCUACAAAUUCCCGUUUCCCCUCACUCAAUCCUACGCCCAACUCAUCAUCACGCACAUCCUCCUCAUACUCGUAUCGAGCCUCCUACGCUUCUCCAGUAAUCCGCUGCAUUUCAUAGGCUUCGGUGCCGCCGUGCCGCCCUCGCAACCCGCCGCGCCUCAGGGAGGAGCCUUUAGAGGCAACAAGAAGCCUGGAAUAUACGCAUUUGCGCGAUGGUUAUCGAAUGGAUCUGGUGGAAUCGCUGGCGGAGGCCUGUUUGAGUUCGAUUUCCAAAUCGCGAAACAGGUGCUUCCACUUGCGGUAGUCUUCAUCGUGAAGGUGCUGCUUAGCAACUUCUCGUUCGCUUACGCACCUCUUCCCGUCUACCAACUCGCACGCAUCGGCAUAACCCCGCUCGCCAUCAUCUUCGCCUGCGUCCUGCAGAAGGAGAACGUCAAUGGCAGCACCCUCUCCUCCGCCCUCGUCGCAACCCUCAACCUCUUCUUCGCCUCAUACCGCUCCAAUGUCCGCGUCACUUGGGAGUCUGUCGUCGCCGGCGUCUUCUCCUCCAUCUUCGUCGCGCUAUAUCCGAUCCUCCUGCUCCGCACAUACCGCAAGAUCGUCGCUGGCCUCGUCCCCGCUGGCGAUGUGCUCACCGGAUACCCCAGCGGCUCGGAAGAACCCGGCAACAGAGAGGAGACUCGCGCUUUCUACCGCACGCUACACUACACGUCCCUCGUGUCGCUCAUGCUCCUCACACCGAUCGUGAUCCUCUCCGGUGAGGUCCCACAUAUAUACCACAAUAUACCGUUCCUCGAUGUACCCUUCUUCUGGGCCAUGAUGCUCUUUGGUGGUAUGGGCUCAUGGGCUGUCUUCUCGGGUACUUUGCUGCUUGUCAAGGCGACGUCUCCGUUGACGGCGACCUUUGUCGCGGUUCCGCGAAGCGCAUUCCAGCUUGUUGCCAUCACACUGUUCAAGGGUCCGGCGCAGACCUGGAUCGGCGUAAUACUUUGCUGGAUCAGCAGUCUGUGGUUCCUCGUCGCGAGACGCGAUGAAGGGAGGAGUAGAGAUCGGUUGAGACUGGAAGGCAGGUAG